UGCCCUAUGAGAAGCUUACAUGGCUGAACUCAACAGCUCCAUCAUCCUUCUCCUUGUCGUACUCAUCUUCACCCACCUCUUGUCAUCUGCCAAUGAAGUGUACAACAUCGCCGAGUACGGAGCCAAGUCCGAUGGCCGGACGGACUCGACCAAACCCUUGCUCGGUGCAUGGCAGGCAGCAUGCGGCUCGCCGGGGCCGUCGACCGUCCACGUGCCGGCUGGAUCCUUCUUGGUUCGUCAGGUCACCUUCAAUGGCCCUUGCAAGAGCAGCAAGAUCGUCAUCCGGAUCGACGGCACUCUCGUGGUGGCGUCCGACCUCGGCAGGGUCGGUGAGUGGAUAGUGUUUGAUCACGUCGAGGGGGUGUCGGUGUACGGCGGGACCAUCGACGGCCACGGCGCGUCCCUGUGGUCCUGCAAGGCCACCGGACGGAGGUGUCCCGGCGGCGCCACGUCGCUGACGUUUAGGAAUUCGAAGCGCAUCAUGAUCAGUGGGCUGACGUCAAUGAACAGCGAGCUGUACCACGUCGUGAUCAACGACUGCGAGGGCGUCACGGUCCAGGGCGUCAGGAUCAUGGCGCCGGGCAACAGCCCCAACACGGACGGCAUCCACGUCCAGAUGUCUAGCUACGUGACCAUCACGGGGGCCGUCAUCAGGACCGGCGACGACUGCAUCUCCAUCGGCCCCGGCACCACCAACCUGUGGAUCGAACAGGUCAACUGCGGCCCAGGGCACGGCAUAAGCAUAGGGAGCUUGGGGAAGGGAUACGACGAGGAGGGGGUGGAGAACGUGACGGUGAAGACGACGGUGUUCACGGGGACGGAGAACGGGCUGAGGAUAAAGACGUGGGGGAGGCCGAGCGAGGGGUUCGUCAAGGGAGUGGUGUUCGAGCACGCCGUGAUGCAGAACGUCCGAAACCCCAUCAUCAUCGACCAGAACUACUGCCCCGACAACAAGGGAUGCCCCGACCAGAACUCCGGCGUAAAGAUCAGCCAGGUGAGGUACAACGACAUCCAUGGAUCGUCGGCCUCGCAGGUGGCGGUGAACUUCGAUUGCAGCGCGAGCAACCCGUGCACGGGAAUCGGGUUGCAAGACAUCAAGCUCACGUAUGGAAACAGGCCGGCAGAGUCGUCGUGCAAGCACGCCGAUGGCACUACCUCGGGCUUCGUCGUGCCGCCGAGCUGCAUAUGACGAUGAACUUGAGCUGAUCUACAUACCUACAUAUAUAUGUACCAGGAAAGUGAGGUUGAAGACUGCAAGCGGACUCACGUAGUACUGAUGUCUGCUUCCGAUGACACGUUUGAGUAGAUCCAUGUGUUGAACAGAAACUUCAGAUCUAAUCGUAGUAAAUGGAAAUUAAUGGCGUGCUAUCA
Musa acuminata AAA Group (dessert banana) is the source of this 1371-nucleotide messenger RNA. Its product is annotated as polygalacturonase. Lineage: Eukaryota; Viridiplantae; Streptophyta; Magnoliopsida; Zingiberales; Musaceae. The record is from RefSeq and is a predicted model, not a curated record. Gene Ontology annotation, molecular function: polygalacturonase activity. Bases 20 to 1189 code for a protein of 389 amino acids. Gene Ontology annotation, biological process: carbohydrate metabolic process. The transcript has 4 exons.